CUCUAAAAAAAGAUCUGAAUGCAAGGCAAAGGAGAUGGAUGGAAACCUUGAAGGACUAAAGUGCAAAAUAUAGAAAUUGGAGUAAGUGGAAUGCCACCUCCUACUUGGGUGGAUUGGUGGCAGCCAUGUGGGGUGGCGUUCUCAUUCCUAAAUUGAUUCUGAGGUUUAUAACUUUCUAACAUGAGCCGUGACUGGAGGCCCAAUGUUUCAAAAUUUUGAUUGAAAUUCCAUGUUUACCCUUGCUCUCACAGCCUCUACACCCGGAACCGGCACCGGCAUGGCGACCGGCUCCGUGAUUUUGGUUCCACGUGCUUAUGCCUUUUCUCCAUUUGAAGCGAAGCCACACAGUACUGAAAUCUUGAACUCCCCUGCCUUUUCUCCAUUGAAAGCAAGGCCAGCCAAUACGGGUUUCAACUCCUACCCAGGGCACAAUGCUCAAGACCCAAAUUCCAAGACCACCCACUCUUCCAUGGUUUAUUGCAAUUCAGAUUCUGACCAAAACCCUCUCUUCAAUGACUGGCCUCAGCUGCUCCAGAUCUCAAUUGGGUCUGGAGAUCUCAUGUUGGGUCAGGCUAUUCAUGCGUUUUUAGCCAAACUGGGUUAUCAGAAUGAUGCAUUUCGAGGCAAUAAUCUCGUGAACUUGUAUGGGAAAUUUAAUAAAUUGGGUGAUGCACAAAGUGUGUUUGAUGAAAUGCUUGUAAGAAACACAAUCACAUGGACUACUUUAAUUAAGGGGCAUUUGCAGGUUAAUGAUGUUGAAUCUGUAUUUCGGAUUGCACGGGAGAUGUAUUGGGUUGGGGAGGAGUUCAAUGAGCAUACUUGUUCGGUGAUUUUGCAGGCGUGUGAUUCAUUGGAGAAUUUGGUUCGAGGGGAGCAAAUCCAUGGUUUUGUUAUAAAAAGGGGGUUUGAUGAGGAUGUUUUUGUUGGUACUUCUUUAAUAUCCAUGUAUUCGAGAUGUGGAGACUUGGGUGCUGCAGAAAAAGUGUAUAGUAAUCUAGCUUACAAAGAUGUUAGGUGUUUGAAUUUCAUGAUUUCAGAAUAUGGAAAGGCGGGAUGUGGAGAGAAAGCAAUUGGGGUUUUUCUUCAUUUGUUGGGUUCUGGUUUGGAACCAAAUGACUAUACAUUUACUAAUGUAAUUAGUGCUUGCAAUGGUGAUAUAGAUGUGGAGGUUCUUAGAGUAUUACAUGGAAUGUGUAUUAAGUGUGGCUGUGGGGAUGAGAUCUCGGUUGGAAAUGCAAUAGUUUCAGUCUAUGUAAAACAUGGAAUGCUUGAAGAAGCUGAGAAAUCGUUUUGUGGAAUGGGUGAGAGGAAUUUGGUUUCUUGGACUGCACUUUUAUCAGGAUAUGUGAAAAAUGGUAAUGGUAAGAAGGCUCUUGAGGGUUUCUCACAAAUUCUUGAGCUUGGUGUUGGUUUUGAUUCUUGUUGUUUUGCUACUCUGCUUGAUGGUUGCUCAGAGUGCAAGAAUUUGGGAUUGGGUCUUCAAAUCCAUGGUUUUGUUGUAAAGCUUGGUUACGUCCAUGAUGUAAGUGUUGGAACUGCUUUGAUAGAUUUAUAUGCCAAAUGUAGGAAACUUCGGUCUGCAAGACUGGUUUUUCAUAGUCUCUUGGAUAAAAAUAUUGUUUCUUUCAAUGCAAUUCUAUCUGGAUAUAUUGGAGCUGAUGAAGAAGAUGCUAUGGCUUUGUUUAGUCAACUGAGAUUAGCUGAUAUAAAACCAGAUUCGGUAACUUUUGCACGGCUUCUUAGUUUAUCAGCUGAUCAAGCUUGCUUGGUUAAAGGGAAAUGUCUUCAUGCCUACAUCAUUAAAACAGGAUUUGAAGCCAAUCCUAGUGUUGGUAAUGCUGUCAUCACUAUGUACGCAAAAUGUGGAAGCAUUGGAGAUGCUUGCCAACUUUUUUAUUCUAUGAAUUACCUUGAUUCUAUAUCCUGGAAUGCUGUAAUUUCUGCAUAUGCGCUUCAUGGGCAAGGUCGAAAAGCACUUAUUCUCUUUGAGGAAAUGAAAAAGGAAGAAUUUGUUCCUGAUGAGAUCACAAUAUUGUCGGUUCUUCAAGCUUGCAGUUAUUCUGGUUUAUUGGAAGAAGGGUUUUGUUUGUUCAAUGAUAUGGAGUCAAAAUAUGGGAUUAAGCCAGAAAUUGAGCACUUUGCGUGCAUGGUUGAUCUUUUGGGCCGGGCUGGGUAUUUGUCAGAAGCCAUGAGUUUCAUCAACAGAAGCCCAUUUUCUGGCUCACCUCUGCUUUGGAGAACUUUGGUCCAUGUGUGUAAGCUACAUGGGGAUUUGAAUUUUGGUCAGAUAGCUUCAAAACAUUUGCUUGAUUUGGCUCCCGAAGAGGCUGGCUCUUAUAUACUUGUUUCAAACUUGUAUGCUGGAGGAGGAAUGUUAAAUGAGGCAGCAAGGGUGAGAACAGUAAUGAAUGACCUAAAGGUGAGUAAAGAGGCAGGUAGUAGUUGGAUUGAGAUUGAUAAUAAGGUUCAUCAAUUUGUAGCAAGUGACAAGGACCAUCCUGAGAGUAAAGAAAUUUAUGCAAAAUUGGAUCUAUUAAAGUCUGAGAUGAAACAGAACAUGAUUUACAACAGAACUCCAGCUGAUAUGUCUCCUAUGUGAGUAGAUGAAAGCAAUAGAAAAUCAAUCUGCCUGCGGGUUUUACUUGUCCAGCAACUUUUUCCCAUUUAUGUAGCAAGCUUACACUUCACCAGCAACUGGGCAUCUAUGCUUCCUACACUUAUCCAGCUUCAGAAAUUAGUUAGUAUAUUACUUCACUGCAUAGUCGAAAGAAAUGAAAAUUGAAAUGAUGAAAUCAAGAAAAAAAGUCAGUAAGAGAUGCAGAUUGUAUAGCUGGGAUAAAGAAUGAAAAAAAGAAAAGCAGGUUGGCAUCAGUCAAGGAGCCAUGGCACCCUGCAAGGAGCCAUGGCACCCUGCUGGAACUGAGUGGAAAAGUUGCACAUUUCAGUUUUCCACUGUGCAAUUGUUCUAUGCAAAAGCUCGUCUCUUGGGUUCCCAUCCAACCCCAUAGGAGGUGGCUUGUCAUCAUCAUAUUUAAGGUUUAAUGGUGAGAUGACGACUUGAGAAUUUUUAUGAAACAAGAAGUGUCUCAGGCUUAAAGUGAGAUGAAGCACUGAGAAUUUGUUAGGUUAUGGGGGAGGUGUGAUGCAGGUGUUUCUUUCUAGACAAGACGCGUUUCCACUACUCUCUCCUUCUCUUCUUCUCGACAAAAGGGAUUUUCUGCAGCUUGCAAGCUCCUUCAGGUUCAAGCAGGGCCUUCUCCAACACCAUUUUGCCACUGACCUUUUCAAUGAUGGAAAAGAAGUGGCAAACUUACCCAAUUCGAGGUACUCACGUAUUCAGUAAAGUAUUUCAUGUCGGAUUCUUGUGGUUUUGUAAGUCAAAUUUAAUCGUACUUCAUAUUAAAACACUGCCUAGCAAUAUUCAUGAAAACAAUUCCCCUGCCUAGCGUGUCAUGCACGUUAACCUUUCAGAUGACGUGAUUUUCCGAAAAUGAAAUUUGGGGUGCAUGAUAUGCAUUGGCUGGGGGUAUGUGACUCAAUGGUGACCCAGUCACCAUGUGAUUUGCAUGUAGAUUUUGUGAAUAGGAUGCCUACUUCUACUACCCCUUUGUAUCAAAGGAUACCGAUUACUGGCCAUACAUAUCACACACUAGUAGCUAAUAAUACAAUUCCAUUGCAAAAUUACAAGCAACUGUACAAGACCAAACCCUUUUCAAAAUCAUCACACAGUCAUCGAAGUUGGUUCACUUUUGCCCUUGGUUUGCGAAUCCCGGCUCCGCCUGUGACCAAUCACAGUGUGUCUGUGACUGGUCUUGAGAAGCAAGGUCGAUGAUGAUGCAUCAAGAGGAAAACUGAACCAUUGAAGAAACAAAACACUCAACCUGCAGUUCCCAUUGCCCCAAUCCCAUAUACAUAUAUGUAGGGUACCCUUAUAGUUCAAAAUACGAAGGGACCCUUAUAUAUUAGGGGCAAUUAUUAUGUGUCCUUGUAUUGAAGUAUUUAUAAAUGUUGUAGAAAUCAAGUAUCAUAUAGCAUGGUAGGACUCAAAAGAUGGACCGCUUGACUGGAGCCCUUCCAACGGCUCUCAUCAAGUUGGCUAGUUCAAGAACCCUAGCCACUUUGGUUCCCCUCUUAGCCUCAGCUGAUGCCCUCCUUUCCUCUGCUUUUCUGUGUGCUUUUGCCACGUCAUUCUGCAUCUUCUCUAAGGCUCUUGCUCUUUUCUCCUCCAGCUUCCUCUACACAAAAUCAACUGCCUUAUGUUUACUCUUCAAAACUCUCCCUAGAAAAUCUAAAGGAAAGAAAAUAGAGGGGUAAAAAAUAAGGAGAAAAUGAUGUUUUCUAGUUUGAUUCUCUAUGGAAAAGUUGAGGGGAAAAAAGAAAAAACUUUCAUACCUUUAUUUAAGGAAAAUCAGAAGAAAAUCUUUUACCACCUUUUCUCCUCUUUUCCUCUAUAUUUAUUCUUUUACCUCUUUCCAUGACAUUCAAAAUAUGGAAAAUUCCUUUAGGUAACAUUUUUUUGCCCUCUCCUGGAUACUUUCCAAGUAACCAAACAUAGUGUAAAGGAAAAAAAAGGAAAGUGUUUGAUAAUAAACUCAGGGAGUGUAGUAAAAAAAACAAAAACCAUUGAAAAAGUUGAAUCAUGUCUACAAAUCUGCAGUGAAUUGAACUCUAUUAUCAAAACAAUUGACAUGCAUAAUUGCUAUGUUACCUCGACUUUCUUCAUCCAUGAUGUGGUUUUCUGAACCUCUUCACUCUCCCAGCCGUUGAUUAUGGCGUCCUCCCUCUUAAACCGAUUAUUAAUCUUGGCGAUCUUCGCAGUCUGCCAUGCUGAAAUCUUUGCAUCCACCUCCUCCUUCUUCACCCUCUGCACAGACACCUCACUGUGACUACUCGUAGUCGAAAGCCCACCUGCACCUGCAGCCACAUGUCUUGGAGACGGGACAGGGUCCAACAAACUAGUGUCCGGCACGAUAGCCAACGGGUUCGUCUCCUCCGGCAUCUCCUCCUCCCCAAUCCUACCCAAGUUGUUUCCGGCACCCCCACCAUCAUUUUCAUUACCAUUGUUCCCAAUAGCCGACCCUGCCAUAUUCAGUAGUGCAUUGAAUUCCCUGCUCAUGCUUGUAAAAUUCUCACUUGAAGCUCCUUCGCUUGUUGUAGAUAAGGAAGAGGACCGAUGGCUGCUAGUCUCCCAAGCCUCUCUUCUACGGCCACGGCUAACCUGUGGAGGAGGAGGAGGGGGAGGUGGGGUUAGAGCAUGGAUGUCUCUGAUCUCUUCAUCGUCAUGGUCCUCGUCUCCAUUGCUGGUAGAAGCUCUGUAAUCAAUACUCAACAUAGCAGAAAGACUGGGUAUGCGUUGCAAUAGUCGUGAUGGAGGGAAGGCGAAAGAGUAAAGUGUUUGAUCACUAGUCUAAUAUUUUUGCUCUGUUAGUAUGAGCCACAUACACACCAUGAAGAAGAGAGGAAGAAG
Molecule: messenger RNA, 5467 nt
Organism: Vitis vinifera (wine grape)
Lineage: Eukaryota; Viridiplantae; Streptophyta; Magnoliopsida; Vitales; Vitaceae
Product: pentatricopeptide repeat-containing protein At3g14730
Exons: 1
Coding region: 230-2599 (789 amino acids)
Biological process (GO): RNA modification
Molecular function (GO): RNA binding; protein binding
Source: RefSeq, a predicted model, not a curated record